GCUCUCGGAGAGCCUGGGGGCUAUAAAAGAGGUGGCUCAGGGCAGCUGGAAGACAGAGACGGACGAAAGCCAGGAGGGGGAAACCAGAAAGGAGAGGGAAGAGGAGCAAGUGGCAGACCACUCCCUGACCGACGCCAGCAUGGGCUCCUCCACCAUCACCGUGAGCUUCCUCCUCGUUCUGGUGUUUCAGUUCCCAGGGCAAACCAGAGCGAACCCUGUGUACGGCUCCGUGUCCAAUGCAGACCUGAUGGAUUUCAAGAAUUUGCUGGACCACUUGGAGGACAAGAUGCCUUUAGAAGAUGAGGCUAUGCCCCCACAAGUACUAAGCGAGCAGAAUGAGGAAGUGGGGGCCCCUCUCAGCCCCCUUUUGGAGGUACCUCCCUGGACCGGGGAGGUGAACCCAGCCCAGAGAGAUGGGGGUGCCCUGGGGCGGGGCCCCUGGGACGCUUCCGAUAGAUCUGCCCUUCUGAAGAGCAAGCUGAGGGCACUGCUUGCUGCCCCUCGGAGCCUGCGGAGGUCCAGCUGCUUCGGGGGUAGGAUGGACAGGAUUGGAGCACAGAGUGGACUGGGCUGUAACAGCUUCCGGUACCGAAGAUAACGCCAGGGAGGAAAAGGCGAGCCAGGCCCCGGCCAGACUUGGAGAGACCCUCAUCCCCUGGGGUCUCUCUCUCAUCUUUGUCCUGUCUCGUUGCUGUCAAGUUGAGGUGUGAAGAGCACCCGAUUCAAGGGGCAGCCUCCUGUCAACAUGUCUCACAUUUUAGGCUAAAUGUAAAGUGAUUUCAUUGCGGCUUCUCCACCUCUCCCACUCCUGCAUUAAAUUUUAGUCACCUGUUAACUGACAUUGGUUUCAAAACCAAUAAACUUCAGCACCACGGACAGACGCUGAA
This is a messenger RNA of Sus scrofa (pig), 887 nucleotides long. RefSeq names its product natriuretic peptide A (gene NPPA). NCBI's taxonomy places the organism in Eukaryota, Metazoa, Chordata, Mammalia, Artiodactyla, Suidae. Gene Ontology annotation, cellular component: cytoplasm; extracellular region. Gene Ontology annotation, molecular function: hormone activity; hormone receptor binding. The record is from RefSeq and is a predicted model, not a curated record. Gene Ontology annotation, biological process: neuropeptide signaling pathway; receptor guanylyl cyclase signaling pathway; cGMP biosynthetic process.